GUCGCGUCGGUCUCGCGAGAUUCAGCGAGAUGUUAAGUUGAAGAAACAUGGCGACGUCGAAUUUGAUAAAGAGCAAGGGGUCCCUGCAGUUUGAGGACAAGUGGGAUCUGAUGCGCCCCAUCGUUCUCAAGCUGCUCAGACAGGAGGCCGUCACCAAGCAACAGUGGUUCGACUUGUUCUCAGAUGUUCAUGCUGUGUGUCUAUGGGACGACAAAGGACCAGCCAAGAUCCACCAAGCUCUCAAAGAGGACAUCCUAGACUUCAUCAAACAAGCACAGGCUCGGGUGCUGAGCCACCAGGACGACACAGCACUGCUCAAAGCUUACAUCGUCGAGUGGAGGAAGUUCUUCACCCAGUGCGACAUCCUGCCUAAGCCCUUCUGUCAGCUGGAGAUCACACUCAUGGGCAAACAGGGCAGCAACAAGAAAGCAAACAUGGAGGACAGCAUUGUACGCAAGCUGAUGCUGGACACGUGGAACGAAUCGAUUUUUUCCAACAUCAAGAGUCGCCUGCAGGACAGCGCCAUGAAGUUAGUACACGCUGAGAGGCUGGGGGAGGCCUUCGACUCGCAGCUGGUCAUAGGAGUACGAGAGUCGUAUGUGAACCUGUGUUCGAACCCAGAGGACAAGCUGCAGAUCUACAGGGAUAACUUUGAGAAAGCCUACCUGGACUCCACAGAGAGGUUUUACAGAACACAGGCGCCCGCCUACCUGCAACAAAAUGGCGUCCAGAACUACAUGAAAUAUGCAGACGCGAAGCUGAGAGAAGAGGAGAAGAGAGCACUUCGAUACCUGGAGACACGUCGUGAAUGUAACUCUGUUCAAGCACUUAUGGAAUGUUGUGUGAACGCUCUGGUGACCUCGUUCAAAGAGACCAUCUUAGCCGAAUGUCCGGGGAUGAUCAAACGCAACGAGACAGACCGGCUGCACCUCAUGUUUUCACUGAUGGACAAGGUUCCCAGUGGGAUCGAGCCAAUGCUGAAAGACCUGGAGGAACAUAUCCUCAAUGCUGGACUAGCAGACAUGGUGGCUGCUGCAGAGACGAUCACAACCGACUCAGAGAAGUAUGUGGAGCAGCUGCUGACGUUGUUCAACCGGUUCAGUAAGCUGGUGAAGGAGGCGUUUCAUGACGACCCUCGCUUCCUGACAGCGAGAGACAAGUCGUACAAAGCUGUUGUCAACGAUGCCACAAUCUUCAAACUGGAGCUGCCAUUGAAACAGAAAGGUGUGGGUAUGAAGACUCAGCCGGAGUCAAAGUGUCCAGAGCUGCUGGCAAACUACUGUGACAUGUUGCUGAGGAAAACUCCUCUCAGCAAGAAACUCGGCUCAGAGGAAAUCGAGUUCAAACUCAAAGAAGUGCUCUUAGUGUUGAAGUAUGUCCAGAAUAAAGACGUGUUCAUGCGUUACCACAAAGCUCACCUGACCAGACGCCUGAUUCUGGACAUUUCCGCUGACAGUGAGAUUGAGGAGAACAUGGUGGAGUGGCUGAGGGAAGUCGGGAUGCCUGCAGACUAUGUGAAUAAAUUGGCCAGAAUGUUUCAGGACAUCAAGGUGUCAGAAGACCUCAACCAGGUCUUCAAAGAGAUGCACAAACACAACAGGCUGGCACUGCCAGCGGACAGCGUGAACAUUAAGAUCCUGAACGCUGGAGCCUGGUCCCGAAGCAGUGAGAAGGUGUUUGUGUCGCUGCCCACAGAGCUGGAGGACCUGAUCCCUGAGGUGGAGGACUUCUACAAGAGGAACCACAGCGGUCGCAAACUCCACUGGCAUCACCUCAUGUCCAACGGCAUUAUCACCUUUAAAAAUGAAGUGGGUCAGUACGACCUGGAGGUGACGACGUUCCAGCUCGCCGUGUUGUUCGCCUGGAACCAGAGACCCAGAGAGAGGAUCAGCUUUGAGAACCUUAAACUGGCCACAGAGCUGCCAGACGCCGAGCUGCGACGCACACUCUGGUCCCUCGUCGCCUUCCCCAAACUGAAGAGGCAGGUGUUGUCUUACGACCCUUCAGUUAAUUCGCCCAAAGACUUCACCGACAGCACCAUCUUCUACGUCAACCAGGAGUUCUCCCUCAUCAAGAACUCCAAAGUCCAGAAGCGAGGGAAGAUCAAUCUGAUUGGUCGACUGCAGCUGACCACUGAGCGAAUGAGAGAGGAGGAGAACGAGGGAAUCGUUCAGCUCAGAAUACUCCGAACUCAGGAGGCCAUCAUCCAAAUCAUGAAGAUGAGGAAGAGGCUCAGCAACGCUCAGCUGCAGACGGAGCUGGUGGAGAUCCUGAAGAACAUGUUUCUGCCACAGAAGAAGAUGAUCAAGGAGCAGAUUGAGUGGCUCAUCGAACACAAGUACAUAAAGAGGGAGGAGGCAGACAUCAAUACCUUCCUCUACAUGGCUUAGGCUGCGAUGGAGGCUGUGCUUUAGGAUCUGUUUUUAACUCCUGGCCUGCGACCGGCGCUUUAGAAACCUGCAAGACGAGAGGGGGAGGACGUGUUUGAAGAAGAAGAGGAGAGGGGUGGUGAUGAGGAGGGAGUGUGUUGAAGGACAAGAAUAAGCGUUUUUAUGUUCGUGAGAUGCCAGUGUGUCAUCUGGAGUAAUUUUAAAGCGUAGUGUCGAGUCAUCAGGCUGCGUUUGUCUCUGCCGCCCUCUAGUGUCAGAUCAGAGGAGAAGGACAAUGCUGGGCGCCGUCUGCCGGAACUUCAGAAGAAAAUAAAUAUUGAGACAUUUAAAUGAAGUACUUCCUGCCUUACUUUCAUCAGCAGCCGACUGCAGAGGAAGAGGAGGAGCUGUGAGGAGGACACGCUGAUAUCAAUCCUUUGCUUUCACUUGAUGCCACAGCUGUCGUCUCAGCGGCAGCCAUUUUGCAUCCCUCCUAUUAUCUACGUUGGUCUUAUUUUUGAACAAGGAAGCAACGAGCUGCGAGUGAAAGCUACUAUUGAGGAGAAGUGGACACAGACUAGUUCAAACUACCGAGGAGUAUUUUGCCAAAUCGUGUGUGUUUGUGUGUGUGCGCGUGUGUGUCUGUUCGUUUGGGGUUCGGGUGCAUGGUGUGUCUUUUAAUUGUGUAUGUGUGUGCACUUUCAACAGCAUGCUGCUCUAUGACGUUUCUGUUAGUUUUUUUUUGCUCAGUGGAGGAUCUGUCACACUUGAGAACAAUUAUGACGAGCUGCCGUUAAAAUGCAGGUAUUUAGUUUUCGUUUUGUUCGUUAACAAAAUCAGGUUAAGUUGAUCAGCAGAUAACACCCCCGUGUGUGUGUGUGUGUGUGUGUGUGUGUGUGUGUGUGUGUGUGUGUGUGUGUGUGUGUGUGUGUGUGUGUGUGUGUGUGUGUGUGUGUGUGUGUGUGUGUGUGUGUGUGUGUGUGUGUGUGUGUGUGUGUGUGAUCAAACUGCAAACUAUUUAUUUUGUGUGUGAAAACCUGUGAGAUUAAAAACUAGUUGAAUGAAUCAAAGAGGGACGUUACUAGUCACCAGGGGCUUCUUUUUUGUUUUAUGUACGGCAGUAACAAAAGAAACACACACACACACACACACAUUGGGAUUGAAGGUUGUGAAUGUCGUUCUUUUCAGUUCAGUCCCAGGAAAAUCAGAAUAUAUGUUACAAAAGGAUCUGGUUCAGACUUUUAAAAACCUUUCUUGAUUUGAUUCCGUAUGUAGGUUUGUUAAAGUCGGGUUGAUGAGAUGCGUCACGUGUCUGAUUUGCAGAAGAUGGAUGAGAGAGUAAAAUCAAGAUCAAGUUUAAAAACGAGUCUGAACCUGACGCUGCAGGAUCUUUGAAGUUGCGACUCAUGUCACUCACUAUCUACUCCAUCAGAGUUUUACUCUUCAUCUUUGAUAUUUCUUUUGCGUUACAAUUUUAAAAGAAAAUAUAGCAGUUUUGUGAUUUUUGUAACAUUGCUGAUGAAAUAGAUUUGACCACAAAUCCCUCAAAGGUCUGAAAAGUCUGGCUGCUCGUUGGAAACUUGAUCUUUAAUGUGACAAAUAACCUUUUAGAUAUUUUGCUGCAGGAGAACAACAUCAUUUACGUAGAUUUGUUUUAUUUUAUAGGCAGACAACAUGUGAUGUUGACGGACAGAAUCACUCUUGAAACAUAUUUAAAAACAUGUUAAAGCAGCUGGAAUAAUCACACCAACAUUGACACAGUGUCGAUUUUCAUGUCCUGAUUUACACACUGCAUUUUUAAAGACAUUUCCUAUAUUUCCUCUUUUAGAGAUUGACACUCACGGUGGCUCUUGGAUCUUUUCUG
Hippoglossus stenolepis (Pacific halibut) is the source of this 4233-nucleotide messenger RNA. RefSeq names its product cullin-5. The coding region runs from base 48 to 2390 and encodes 780 amino acids. Gene Ontology annotation, molecular function: ubiquitin protein ligase binding. Gene Ontology annotation, biological process: SCF-dependent proteasomal ubiquitin-dependent protein catabolic process; protein ubiquitination. Gene Ontology annotation, cellular component: SCF ubiquitin ligase complex; Cul5-RING ubiquitin ligase complex. Lineage: Eukaryota; Metazoa; Chordata; Actinopteri; Pleuronectiformes; Pleuronectidae. The transcript has 19 exons. The record is from RefSeq and is a predicted model, not a curated record.